AUAAUGCACUAUAUUACCUGACACAUAAACAGUGUUCGUGGUUUCUGUGUGGCAUAUUGUGAGUCGAUUUUCUCCAUUAAAAACGCUUUAAAGAGUUUAGGAAACAGAGCCGUACGGAGGCCUCGGUGGUGGGAGCGCAGCAGCUGUUUCCAUAGAAACAAGCACAGCAGGAAGAGCUGCGGGGCUCCGCUAAGGUUAGCAGCGUUAGCCUCGAAACAUUAGAGACACUCGGAAUAAAGUUCAUUUAAACUUAAACUCGGCGAAACGGACACCUAUAACACCGCGCGGUCACCUGUACAGAAUCACGAUGUGCGUGCUGGGUUCUGGGUGCGUGUGUCCAGCUUGGCUUUCUUUACAUUCAGAGCUGGACAACCAUGUUCCCUAAACGUGGACCGGGCCUAAGUGUGGACUGAACUGCGCUGACCAGACUUCUUCACUGAAAGUUACUCCUUUUGCAGUCUAAGCUUCGGCUGUCCUCUUUGUAAUGUCCCGGCCGGUGAUACGCCCGCUAAGUGUCGGAGCCACGGCCCCCGAGUCUCUCUCCCUGCUGCAGCAGCGCCUCCUGGUGGCCGAGGAGCAGACGGAGGAGCUGCUGAAGGACAUGGGGACGCUGGGGGUGUCCAGAGAGCAGCUGCGGACCCCCGGGUCACCAGGUAGGGGGGUCAGCAUGCAUCCGCUGAGCCCAGUGAGAGUGCAGCAGGCCUUGGGGGUCGGAGGGGAGGGAACUCUGUGGCGGCAGUGUGAGGUGCUGGUGGGCCGAGUCUGUCACCUGGAGAGUCUCUUACACACACUCAAACUGACCGUCUUCCGCUUAGAGACGGAGAGAGCACUCAACCCCUCGCAUACAGCUCGUUUGCAGGAGCAGUUAGCAGCUCUGCAGGAGCAGAGUGAGGAGGAGCAGCGCUCAUCGCGGAGGGAGGUCAUGCGUCUGAGGGAUCAGCUGGAACAGGCCUGUCAGGAGAGAGAGGAGGCGCGGCAGGAGAUGCACAAACUCAGACAACAGCUGGACAUCUCUCACAGCUCUAAAAUGGAUGUUGCCAUGGCAGCAGAUGAGCUGAAGAUUGUCAAAGUUCAGAUGAGCCAGAAGCUGCAAAAGAUGAAGGAAGAGAUGGCGGAGGAGACAGCGGCCCGUCUAGAGACUGAACAGUCCCACCGUGCAUUGCUGCAGAGAGUGGAAGAGAUGGAGAAAGUCGUGGAGAGAGAGAGAGAGCAGGUAAAGCUCCUCCAGGCAGACAGCCACGCCCUGCGCAUUGAUGGACAGGAGACAAGGGCGGAGCUACAGGAGAAGGAGGAGCUUAUAGAGAGCUUACAGAAAGAGUGUGAGCAGCUCAGGGACCACUCAGAUGGGAAGGAAACUCUCGUAUCAGAGCUGACCAGCGAGCUGAAGAGCGUAAGGACGGCUCUGCAGAAGCAGCAGCAGGAGAACAGCAGAGUCGUGAGGGAUGGAGAAGAACUGAGAGCAGCUGCAGAUAAAGUUCAGGUCUUGAAUGAUCAGUUGGAGGCUCAGUGUUCUGAUCUGAGUUCAGCUCUUCGUUCUCUCACUGAGGAGAACUCUCGCCUGCAGGCCAGUCUGAAGGUGGAGCAGGAGCGUCUGGCCGAGCGUCUGAAGGAGCAGGACCUGAUGUUAGACGCUGCCAAGAGAAACAUCCGGUCUGAGCUACAGGGGGUGCUAGCAGACAGGCUGCUGCUAAAGAAAGAACUUGAUGCUCUGAGGGCGGACCAUGCCAAACUGCAGCAGAGCUCAGCCGUUGCCCUGGAGACAGCGGCCUCACAUCAGGACCUGCUGGACCGAACCAUCGAGCGACUGCGCGGGGAGGUCAGCAGCGCCGUUAAAGAGAGAGAGGCCAUGCAGAAGGAGACGGAUGAGGCAAAGGCCGAGGUGUCUGCUGUUGUCUCUAAGCUGCAGAGGGAGCGGGGGUCUCUGGAAAUGCAGCUCUCUGAGCUCCAGGUGGAGCUGUGUGAGAUGAGCUCCGCCCUGCAGAAGAGAGAAGAGGAGAACAGGGGGCUGAUGGGAAGACUGGCAGCAGUGCAGCACCAGCAGUCUUCUCAGCAGCAGGUAGAGCAGAUGUUGAGGGAGUUGAUGGACAGCAAGAACAAGCUGACCUACGAGAAGGGCAAACUGCAGACUGAAGUGCGGCAGCUGGGGGCGGAGCUAAAGGCUAUGGGGGCGGAGCACACAAAACAACACCAAAGAGCCUCGUCCGGGGAGAACAACUACACACAGGUGGCCGCUGUGUAUGAAGCACUGGACUCAGCUCAGCUGGACAACAGGAGCCUGGAGACAGCCUUACUGUCCAAACUGUCCACACAGGAGACGCUGCAGCAACACCUCAGCGCACUCAGAGAGAGGGAGGCGGAGCUACAGGAGGCAAGGGAAGAGAUUGGCCACUUGGCUGAGCAGGUUGACACCCUGAGGCAGCAGCUGCACCGAGAAAAGCAUCACAGGAGGAAGUCGGCUCAGCGGGGCGUGGCUGAGCUGAAGAAAGCACUUGAAGAUGCGUCCAGCAGGUCAGGUGACCUGUCACGAGCCAAUCGGGAGCUGCGUGAGAAAGUGUCUGAGCUGGAGAACCUAGUAUCCAGUCAGAGGUCCAGAAUUAAAGCCCAGAAAGCCCAGCUAAAGCAGCACCUGGACAGCAGAGUGGCCCUGAGCAGCUCUCAGAGAAUGAGGGAGUUGGAAAGGGAGAUAAAAAGCCUUGAGAGCUCGAAGAAUGAAUAUGAGAGGAGGUGUUAUGAACAGUCUCAGGCAUUUCUGCAGGUGCGCAGUGAGAUGGCAGAUCUGCAGGCCGAGUUGCAGAUUCUGUCCUCCAGCCAGCAGGGGGAGCUCCAGGCAGAGAGGACGCUCAAUCGCACACUGCAGGAGAAAUGCAAAAUUCUGGAGGAGUGGGUAGUGAAGUUAAGUGCAGAGAGAGAUGAAACAGAGCUGAGGAUGAGGGAGGUCAGCCAGGAGUCUCAGCAGAUUUCAGAGAACCUGCAAGAGGCGCACAGCUGGUUCUGUUCCAAGUUUGACAGCCUGAACAGUGAAGUGGAGCAGAACAGGGUGGAACCUGAGGAGCAUCCUGAGUCCAGAGGGAAUGUGAAGGACAUCCCAGCUCCAGGGCAGGAUACUGGCGAGAUAUCCUCCAGUAACGGCUCGGUCCUGCUGUGCGUUGCGGAGCCAGAGCUGGAGCGCUGGGCGUCCACCCUGCAGCGCUGGGAGACGAAGAAGGAGCUGGCCCGCAUCGCAAGUGGACACAAACGUAUAGGACGCAGAACACACUCAACACACUCACUAAUGUAGCACACGCCCUCAUAUACAGCCACACAGGCAAAAGUUAUAGAUCCCCCAGGCCAAUAGCAUGUUUUGUUGACACACUUAAAUAUGACACUGGAUCAGAGUCUUUAAACACCUCAGCGUCGCUGGACUGAGAACCAAAAAUAUACAGCCAGCAUCCUGUGGGCGCGUCCUGUGA
Pygocentrus nattereri (red-bellied piranha) is the source of this 3449-nucleotide messenger RNA. It is a transcript of the gene ccdc150, whose product is annotated as coiled-coil domain containing 150. The transcript is spliced from 24 exons. The record is from RefSeq and is a predicted model, not a curated record. Bases 485 to 3277 code for a protein of 930 amino acids. NCBI's taxonomy places the organism in Eukaryota, Metazoa, Chordata, Actinopteri, Characiformes, Serrasalmidae.